Rangifer tarandus platyrhynchus (Svalbard reindeer) is the source of this 1128-nucleotide messenger RNA. The record is from the annotation of a GenBank genome assembly. NCBI's taxonomy places the organism in Eukaryota, Metazoa, Chordata, Mammalia, Artiodactyla, Cervidae.
AUGCUGUCCCCAUCCGAUGAUGCCCAUGUGUGCACCUCUAGACAGCGCCAUGGACUUCUGAAAGAUGAAUUUCUACAGCAGGACGUGGAUGAGUAUGGACCCUAUUUAGCCCAUGUUCGGGCAGAGACAGAAACAGUGGUGGUGUCAAAGGCUGCUUGUGCCUUAGCAGGGCUGGGAUUGGGACAGGAAACAGAAUCGGCAAACACAGGAGGAAAAGAGCCCAGAUCUGGACUUAAUGUCGACUCUGAGCACCUGACCUUGCCUGAGAGCUAUUUCCUGAUCUCCAAGCUGGCCUCAGCAGGUACCUUCCGGGCGCUGAAGGAGCCCCUUGCCUUCCUGCGAGCCCUAGAACUGCUUUUUGCAAUCUUUGCAUUUGCAACAUGUGGUGGCUAUUCUGGAGGCCUGCGGCUGAGUGUGGACUGUGCCAACAAGACGGAAAGUGACCUCAGCAUUGACGUGGCGUUUGCCUACCCAUUCAGGUUGCACCAGGUGACCUUCGAGGUGCCCACCUGCGAGGGGAAGGAGCGACAGAAGGUGUCCUUGAUUGGGGACUCCUCGUCCUCGGCAGAGUUCUUCGUCACCGUCGCCGUCUUCGCCUUCCUCUACUCCUUGGCCGCCACUGUCGUUUACAUUUUCUUCCAGAACAAGUAUCGAGAGAACAACCGGGGUCCACUCAUUGAUUUCAUCGUCACGGUAGUCUUUUCGUUCUUGUGGUUGGUGGGUUCAUCAGCUUGGGCAAAAGGACUGUCUGAUGUCAAGGUCGCUACAGAUCCCAAAGAAGUAUUGUUACUGAUGUCAGCUUGCAAACAGCCAUCCAACAAAUGCACGGCUGUCCACAGCGCUGUGAUGUCCAGCCUAAACACUUCUGUGGUCUUUGGAUUCUUGAACUUUAUCCUCUGGGCUGGAAACAUCUGGUUUGUUUUCAAGGAGACCGGCUGGCAUUCCUCGAGCCAGAGAUAUCUUUCAGACCCCAUGGAGAAGCACUCCAGUAGCUACAACCAAGGCGGGUACAACCAAGACAGCUAUGGGUCAAGCAGUGGGUACAACCAGCAGGCGAGUUUGGGGCCAUCCUCAGAUGAGUUUGGCCAACAGUCUGCUGCCCCUGCUUCUUUUACCAAUCAGAUGUAA